Messenger RNA from Columba livia (rock pigeon), 15158 nucleotides. Its product is annotated as dynein axonemal heavy chain 11. Gene Ontology annotation, cellular component: dynein complex. The record is from RefSeq and is a predicted model, not a curated record. Lineage: Eukaryota; Metazoa; Chordata; Aves; Columbiformes; Columbidae. Gene Ontology annotation, biological process: microtubule-based movement. Gene Ontology annotation, molecular function: dynein light intermediate chain binding; dynein intermediate chain binding; minus-end-directed microtubule motor activity.
UUAAUUUUCUAUCUAGCAACACUCUUAUUACAGCUGCUCUUAAUUAUUUAGUGAUGCACAUUGGUCUGUGGACUGAUGAAGAAACGAUGCCCUUUGUACUAAGUAGACAGUAGUCCCUUCCCUGAGGUGACUAUGGUCAGGUAGAGUAAAGGGGUAGAAAACCAAGAAAGAAAAGAUACUUAGUGGAACUAGAGCAAUGGUUAGUAAAGUUCACUAUGCUUACGUAUGAUUUUGAGAAGAGAAGGUCAACAUUUGUCCAGAGGGAAGACAACUUUCUGGAGAUUAGGUGCAGUGAAACAGACUGAAGAAGCUCUGAAGCAGGGGCUGAAACUAGUAGCCAAACACCAGACCAGGGGUUAAAGAGAAAAAUGAAGGGAGGAUAUAACAUGGUCCACAAAUAUUGGUCCCUCUUGUAAAAUCAGGUGAAUCUGAUCCUGGUUUGGCUUUACCUGCUUUUCAGUUCCUCGGAGCGCAGCUCUGUUCUGUUCCGUAAUAUUAUUCUUGCCUGCCCACCCCAUGGAUCAUCACAAACCAUUAGAAAGGAGGCAUGGAUUUCUCAGGUCUCCUAUUACAACAGUUACCUUGGUUUGAUAAGGGUGCACUGGCCAUUAUGCACAUUUGUACCCAUCCUGGUGUGGAAUUUGUUAAGGAAGGAAGUUUGAGGUGACAGCUGAGGAGGUGCUAAUUUUGUUGUGAUAAUCUGUGUCCUGUUUUCUUGAGCAGUAUUGCAAAACUAAUGAACGUACAAGAUCCUGGGAACGCUGAUACUUCCCUGUGUCUUGUAGUGCACAAGAGCAUCAAACCAUAAUGAGUCACAAUGUGGAAGACCAAGUGUUGCUGCAGUCUCCACUCAUUUAUUGCCAUUUUGCAAACGACGGAGCAGACCCUUGCUACAAGCCAGUGAAAGUGUGGGAACCGCUGAGGAAUAUAUUUGAAGAGUUCCUAGAAAGCUACAGUGAAAUGCAUGCUUCUAUGAACCUAGUCAUAUUUGAGGAUGCCAUGCAGUAUGUGAAAUUUGUACAUGAAGACUGGUGCCAAGAACAUACCCAUAGUAUUUUGCUGACAGAUGCCCAGGUUCCAGAUGAACACUUUCUUGUGCUGAUUAAUGACUUAUUGGCAUCAGAUUGUUCUGUGUUCCUCUGCCACCGGUGCCACGCUGAGAGUGCGAGCUCCGAAGUUCCCAGCCGCAAUGAACUGUGCCACCAUUGACUGUCAGCAGGAGGCUCAUUGAGGAAGCCGAGGGGGUCAAGGUACAAGCCCCUCGGUCUUCUAAGAGAGCAAAUAGAAAUCGUUGAAAGAUCGAUAACUGAAUAAGCUGAAAAGAACAAUGCUCUUUUUACUCCUUCUUGCAUACUUCUUGCCUUCGGGGUUGUUCAAGCUCACCCCUGCUAAAAGCUGAAUUUUUAUGACGUUUCACUGCCUAGUUCCUAGGCAGAGAAGUGAGAAGGGAAGAAGAGAGGUUUGUAAUUUGUAGCACUGCCUUUGCAGAAUCCUUCACUUCUUGGCUUUUUAGGAUCUUAGAGAUACAGAAUUUAUUUAACCCUUUUCAAUACAGUUAAAUGUAUUCACUAGUGAUGUAGCAAUUGAGGCUGAAAUGUUGCAGUAAACAGCCCAGGUUAAAUAAAGAAGAGUUUUCCCUCUGUUCAGCAACUAAGCAGGUGAAGAUUUGCCCUAUAACCACAUGACAAUUUUGAGUUCUGAUGUUUAGGUAAUGUUUCAUUUUUUGUUCCUGAUCAGUCUGGAAAGUGACUUCUUAGGUUUUUCUAGGAAAAAAAAAUCAAUACAUCAGUGAGUUUCAUUUCAGGCUUUCAGGGCGAUGAUUGCCUGGUAUUCUUCUAAGAGUUUUAACAAGUUGCUUCUGCUGUCCCACCUGGUUAGCUCGCACUGUCCUGAGCAGUUUCACUGGCAGCAGGUUUUUGCUGGUGAAGCAAUUCACACAGAUCUAGAAAAUAUUUGCUUUCUUUCAGUGAUUGCGGUUGCAGGGGUUUCAUUCUAGAGGGCUCUUAUAUUCGGGACCAUUUAUUUGUAUAGGAGAUUUGUAAUCAUGAGAGACUGAGGAUUUCAGGAAUGCCCAUGGAAGAACCUUCUCGUUUUCAUCGUGGUAGCAGCAGUCCCCGAGCACACCUCUGUUGAUGCAUUGCUGGCAUUUUUCCUUGUCCUCCAUUCAAAUCCAUACAAAAUACCUGAGUCUUCGGGAAAUGAAGGCGGAAGUCUGCAGGGAUGCCCGGAGCUGCCCCCGGGUUACCCGGCAGCCCCUUCCCCUCCUCGGGGCUGUCGGAGGCUAAGUGGGGGAUGCCCGUCUGAUACCCGCGCUCCGGCGGCGUGCGGAUGCCUCCUACGGGGCUGCGAGGGAAAGAGAUGUUUGCAAGUCCUUGUCACAUUUCUGUUUUCCGUCAGCACCUUCUGCUUUAUUUCAACAGCUCUGAAGAGAUUUAAAGUGUUACUAGGAUAGUUAUUUGUGGUCUGGUGUACUGCAUGCAUGUUUUGCCCUCUUGUUAAUAUGAUGUCAAUUUGCAUGUUGCCAUUUAUUUUAAAGAAACUGCUAGGAUUACUUGGAGAAAAGAGAAUGGCAUCUGUUUCGACUUAAAUACAUAUUUCUUUCAGAUCCUUAACUAAUUAUAUUUUGCUCCCUUGAAAAUACAUCUCCUCAUCAGAAUUUAGGCUUUUAAUAUUGAAACUGUUUUGUGAGUUCAUUAGUGUUAUUAUAAUUAUUUUCUUUUUUUUUUUUUUCCUUUUUUUUUAUAUAUUUAGGAAAGAUUUCACUGAUUCAAGCAACUGCUUGUGAGUCUCUUUCACACUGGUGUUAACUGCUCCUGGUAACUAUCUUUCCUGUUCUGUUCUCAGCAAGUGAAAUAAAUGGCAACUAAUGAAAUAACAUGACAUUUUAUUGACAGUGAGUUAAGGUUUCCUUGUCAUCAACACACCUAAAGCACUACUGGAUGCCUGAGUCAUGCCUGCAUGUGCAGCUGAUGAGAAGAGCAACAGACAAGGCAGCAGAAUGCAAAAAACAUUAGGAUGAAACAGAGGAAGGAUUUGAAAGUGAUGGGAAAAGUGAACCCAGAACAGAGGCAUUGAAAUAACAUAUAAACUGUGACAUUAUGGGGAGACUUAAGCAAGAGAGACAGAAGAGAAGCAAAACUGCACCAGAAAGGUAGGAGAGGUGUACAGCAAAGAGUCUGAGGAGGAGUAAAAGGAAGGUGAAUGGAGAAUGAUCACAGAAAAAAUAGUUACUAAAGGGAAGGGGGACAGGAGAGUUGCAGAGGUGUAUUAGGAUAUCAGAAGAAUGACAGGGGCUGGGUGGAAAAGGACCACCCUGAAGAACAGAGGGAAUGUUAGCUGCAGUCUGUCAUCCCCUCUCCACUGAAGAUUUAUGGAAGGUGGUCUCCUCUCCUUCUCUCAUCUCUAGAGUUAGUGUGUUAAUAUGUCGUUUCAUUUGCUCCCUUUUAGAUAUUUCAGGAAAGCCUUUUGUUUGUUUUUAGUAGAGAAAUCUUGUUAGCCAGGGCUCAUGUAUGUCUAGAACAUACUGUAAUUUUGCUGUCCCUUAUGACGAUCAUUGCAAGGGCUAUUACUCAGUGAUGAUUUUGGCAUAAUUGAUGCUUAGCUCCUAAUUGUCCUUUUUGAGUGUUCCUAAAAAUACAGCGAUCACAGUUGAUAGAUUUUGUGUUCAUCGCUGUAUAACAUUACAGAUUAUUUUGAAUUAGAGUAACUUGAAGUUAAGCUAAUGAUUUUUUUUCUCUUAAAAGUUCAGCACAAAUACAACAUCAUAUCCCUAUUGCUUUAACAAAAACUGGAAACUGUCAUCUGGAUUUAAAUGGUGAGAGAAAAUGAUAAAAAAUUCACAGUGACUGUGGGAGUUGAGAAGGAAGUCUUAGAUUCCUCAUCUUUUUAUCUUCAAACCAAGUCUAGGUACUUUUCUGGAAGAUACAGUUUAUCCAGGGAAGGAGAGGGGCAAAUUGAGCUCAGCAGGGAGAUAGUGAGCUGCAGCAUCAGUAUGUGCUAUGAGGGAUGCUGUGAUCCUCCCUGCUGCCCUGUGUGAACGUAUCCAAACAGAAAAAACAAGUGAUCCUCCCUGGUUGUGGUGCCUGUUGAAAAUAUGUCCCAUGAAGCCCUUUUCACUUAGAAGGAUGUUGGUUAGUGUGUGGGUUAAAGACAAGAGACAGUGAGUUCAGGUAUAACUGGAGGGAAAUUGAGAGUAUCAGAAAUGUAAUCAAUUUGGAUAUUCGAUUUAUUGGCAGAAAAGAAAGGGAAAGAGCCCUCUUCUGUUUCAGUACUCAAAUUGCUAAAUUUACAUUGUAAAAGAGCACAAGAACACUGUGCAGUGGUUCUGAAAUCCAUGUACUGAGCUUAACGAACUUACAAAAGUGCCUUUAAACCUGAUUUGCUAUAAAACAAGACCUAUAGUAUUUUAAAAUAAUGUCUCUGUAUCCAAAUUCAACGUGACAGACAAUCUCCCUUACUUUCAGCUGGUGUCGCAUAUCAGCACUGAGUCCAGAAUAGAAGAAUCAGGAUCAUUUAAUCCAUCCGUUUGUAAACAAUAGGAAUGCACACCUCUGCUAUCUCUUUCAAGUAUUGCGCUAUUGCUGUCUUAUAUGCUGCUUCUCCAGUGCUUGGCACCAAACAGCACACACUAUUAUGCAUACUGAGGAUAAAUUCUUUAUGCUCUUAGUUUAUCAUACUCCAUAGUAUUUUACAACAUGUGGUACAGCAAAGGAGAAGCCUGAAGUAAUUUUUUUUGCUUUCUUCUUUUGCCUCUUAGGCUCCCUGCUUCCCCACACACAUACUUCCCAGUUACCUCUUCCUUCAGACAAACGCUGGCUUGGUUUUAUUCUCAUUUUUUAUAACUGACUGCAGGAUGCCUUCAAGUGCAGUGGCACUGGUCUUUUUUGCUCUUUACUUGGCAUGUUUCAGCUAGCUCAACUUAACUGCAAAGGGCUAAGAUUUAUGAAUUUGGUAAUGACUAAUUUAUAUCCUGAGGAAAGUAAAAGGGCAAAAUUCCUUUUGAACACUAGUCAUAACUUGCACUGGUGUUUUUUUUGGUUGGCUGGUUUUUUGGGCUUGGUUUUGGCUUUGUUUUUUCUGCUUAGAAGUAAGUCAGCCAAGGCCUAGAAUAGAGAGACUGCAUAAGAAUGAAGAGACUUCACCCUUAUAUUUUCUUUCAGAUUGUAUAUAGGCUUAUUGCUCAGUUGUCUUUAGGACUACUGAAUGGUUUUGAUUCGUACCAGCCUGAUCUUUAUUAUUGGCUUUAAGCUACUUUAUGCUUUCUGGUGAACUGCAGUUAAAUCAGAUUUUGUUCCUGUAUCAACUCUUUUUUGUUUGCUUUUUUUUUAAAUAAAGAAGGCUAAAUUAGCAAUAAUAAUUUCCUUUGCCUACAACCCUGAAUGGGCAUAUAUUGAAAAGUACAAUGCAGUAUUAAAAAAGAAAAAAACCUGGAGAUAAAUGAAUGGCAGAAUAAAUAAUUUAUGCUAAUGAAAUUACUGCAAUUAGUAGUUCCACAAUGACCCUUUUAAAAGCCACAGCUGUUAAUGUCAGGAAGUGCUGUCACCGCUGACCUUAUCAUAAGAGAAAGUGACAAAUUGAAAAUGCAGGGAAGACCAGUCCUCAAAGAGGUCUGUUCGGGAACGAUUAGUGUUUUCUGAAAACCAGUGUGAAUUACAACCAGCUGCUCUCUGGCUCGGCAUGUCUCCCAUGCUGUGCCAUUUUGUUAAGCUCGAUAACAAUAGUUAUUUUGCCCCAUUGAGACAAGUUGUCUCGGGCCACUUCCAGCUCUACCGGAACCCACUUCUUCCCUUACUGAUUUGCAAAUGAAACUGUUGUUAGAGGGCUUUUCAGGGCUGCUGAGUAGAGACCUCUCAUAAGGAUCAUGUGUAAGGAGGUUGUAUUUCACUGGGAAGAACUGUACUGCAGGGUGCGUGUGUGUCACAAACAAUGAAAAAGAGAAAAAGGCUGAAACACAUUUCAGCUGGAAGCAAAGCACUGCUCAAAUUUGCAUAAAAUGUCCAUUCCUGCUGACUAGCCUUGCAUUUACAAACAAUUUUAUUUUUAAGAUGGAUUUAUGCUAGCUUUGCCUCAACUAAUGAUGUUCCAAUUUUUUUUACUUGUAAAGCAAUUUAUUUCUGCUUUCCCUGAAUGUAAAUCAUUCUUUAUUUAGUCCUUGUUUUAAUUUCUGUUUUUGUAAUUACAGGUGAAAUAAGUAUUCUUCUAAACUACCUUUUAAAAGUCACAGGAAAAUAAUGAGGUUUCUUACUGAGAAAAACGGCGAGAAUUUCUGCAUCAACCUGAUUGUAAUAUUAAUGAUGUAGACUUAAAACAUUUAACUGCAUCAACAGCCACUCGUGAGCAAUUUUCCCAAAGUUCCCUAAGCAUUAUUGACAAUGCUUUGGUAAAUUAUGUGUGACUUUCCUAAGAGUUGGUGUAGCUCAUUUAAUUCAUAUUAAUUGAUUUUUAGGCUGUCCUUGAUUAAUUGAACUGGGUUCGUCUUGUACAGAAUGCAAUAAAUAAUCAUUAAAAUGAGGGAGAUGUGACUCUACAAAUUAUAAAGUUAAGCCUGCUGGAAGUCAUAGAGGACAAAAUGGAAGUUAGUUACAGUAAUGAUGUUAAAUAGGUUUUCUUAGCAUGUCCCUGUUCUUUUUAGAUACAGUACUCUUGCUUAGACAUGUAUGUGCAUAUAUUCUGGUAAUAUAGGUAGAUAGGGUCCUUCAAAACAACAACAAAAUAAAUUUAUGGAUUUUUUAUUUCAUUUUUAUCCUGAGCAAGUAUAGCAAGUGUAGUAGUAUAUUGUAUUUGCUAGUUCAGUUUUCAAAACAUUUAGAAAAAGGAUAUUUGAGAUUUAGUUCUAGAACUACCUCUCUUCUUGCCGUGAGAGGUGAACUAAGACAGGCAUUUUACCUCUGCAUUUUACUCAGAAAUACAUGACUAAAUAACCAUCUGGAGCUGUUUUAAAUACACCUAGCCUUUUUUUGCUUACCAUAUACUAUAUGAAAAGAGUUUUCCAGUCUCACAGCUGCAUUUUACUCCCUGUGAUGAGAGAGAAGAUGCAGGCAGAGCUGUGUGGCACCCAAUGCAACCCCUGGGGCUACAGGACCCCUCUGGGGUCCCUCCUGCAGCCUGCUGAGAUUUGCUUGGAGGUGGAGGUAGAUUUGUGGUCGGAUGAGUGGGUAGCACGUAGGGAAGAGUGUGAACUGUCACAGCUCAGGGUGACUCCAUGAAGUUGUAACCACUUUUCCGAUCAACUACCCCUUGAAACUGAUAAAAGAUCUCUUCAGCACAGAAGUGUUGCUGAUUUCCUGACAUUUUAUGGUAUGUAGAGAGUCAGCUUUCAGAAGCACUCCAUGGUGGUCUAAUUCUGCCCUCCUACCAGUUCAUGUUAGUUUGUCACCGAAUUUGACAAGCACACAUAAGCAGGGACUUGUACAACUUUAGAAAUCUAAAUCGUGGAGUCCAGUUCUGCUCUAUCUUAAGUUAAUGGCAUAAAUGCACUUCACUUCGAAUAGGAAUUUGAUUAUUUAUGACGUAUAUGGGGAUCUGCGUGAUUAAAGUAAUCACUCUAUUGUAUUUCUUUAACCUACAGAGCAUUUUUCUUAAACAAGUUUUCCAGAGGUGAAAUAAAAAAUCCAUCCAGUAUUAACUCUGCUUAUAGCAGUAUAGUGAAUGAUUUAAUGUCUGGUUUUAGCUGUAAGAAGCAUUUAUUUGAAAAAAAAAAAAAAUGGAAGUGUGUUGAAUCAUUGAGCUUCUAUGCUGAUGAAGGUUUAAUGAAUGCCAGCACAGAACUAAUUAAUUUACAUGCAAAAAAGUUAAGGGAGGCUCACUUUGGUUUAAUGUUUGUUAAAUGUUGACAAAAUUAUAUUAAGAGUAGGCUGAAGAAUAGUUUUCAGAAGGAGCCAUCCUUAGAAACAUGACCUUUUCUGACUUACAUGGGUAUGCUUAAUUUUUGAAACAUUUCUUUGCUCCUCUUUUUCCAUUUGUUCUUGUUCUUUGGAUAUGUUUGGUGUCUUAUCCAGGACUCCAUUUGUGAUUUCACAGCUUAUGCCCAUACCACUGUGAGUAUGCUGAGUGCCAAAUACAAUCAUAGUGAGAGGUGAUACAAUUACACCACUCCAAAGAGUUUUCUGGAGCAAAUCAUUCUUUAUAAGAUCCUCCUAAAGAGAAAAAGCAAUAUUUCAGGACACGUGGAGCACUUGGUGAAUGGCAUGGAGAAGCUGAAGGCAGCAGCUUUCCAGGUAAACUGUGAAAGUCACAACCCUUUUUUUUCAUUUUUUUUAUAUGUAAUCUUGGUUUUGUUGCUAAUAAAACAAAGUUGUCACAGUACCUUUUCAUUAGACUGUUUAGUUGAAUUUUUGUGUUUCAUUGAAAUGACCUAAUUUUGGAAACUGGGGUUUGUGGUUUUUUGUCAUAUAGAAGCUCUUUGAGCUCUUUAGGUGUCUUUGGAAAGGGGGCUCCUUCCAUUCGAGCAAGGACAAAGUCUGGAGACAAGCAAGUACCACAGUAAGGGCCAGAUGAUAGUACAGAGAAGAUGCAGUUCUGUCCAUGGGGAUUUUCGUGUGUAAUCAAUGACCAGCUGAGGGGUAAUGGAGGCAGCAGAAACAAGUAUGGCAUCUUUGCAUCACCUGUGGUCACCUCCUUGUGGGAGUAGUUCCCAUUCAGCACUUCUGUCAACACUUCAUUUGUGGCUAGUCACUCCACAAUUACAGAAGGGAGGGGAAGCUGCUUUUGGAAGCCUUUCUCCCUGCCACGUGGUCUGUAAUCCCUUUUAUGGAUGCCGAAGACAAGCUAUAAUCCAGCAAUUUCUUUAUAGAAACUGUGUGUCUUAUAUGGAAACUGCAAAUGAAAUCCUCAGCCCCAGACUAUGCAUAAUGUUGCACCUGCAUGCUACUACCUGAGAUUAAUAAUGGGAUCUGGCUGGCUUACUCCCACUUUUCAAGCUGAAUACCUGUGAAAAUAAAUUGUCAACAGCAAAGGGUGACUGCUUUUUUUGAAGUUUUUGAUAAGGUAUCCAACACUAGUAAAUUAUUAAAAUGGUCUUUUUCUCAGAUUCUAUUUUGAUGAUGGCCAAAAGGUAAUUCGACAAUUUGAAGUGCCACAUGCGGUGAAGCAUAUGGAGCUGCAGCUCCUGCCUAGCCAGGUUCUUGAACACUGAGCCAUUUUUAUCAUGCACGCCAGAGCUCUAUACAAGAAUAUCAAACAUAGCACCAUUUAGGUUUGUUGGUUUUUUUACAUUUUGAUUUGAGAUCUUUAGAGAGCAGUGUAGGGGAAAGGGACCUGGGGGUCCUGGUGGACAGCAGGAUGACCAUGAGCCAGCACUGUACCCUUGUGGCCAAGAAGGCCAAUGACAUCCUGGGGUGUAUUAGAAGGGGGGUGGUCAGUAGGUCAAGAGAGGUUCUCCUUCCCCUCUACUCUGCCCUGGUGAGACCACAUCUGGAAUAUUGUGUCCAGUUCUGGGCCCCUCAGUUCAAGAAGGACAGGGAACUGCUGGAGAGAGUCCAGCGCAGGGCAACAAAGAUAAUUAAGGGAGUAGAUCAUGUCCCUUAUGAGGAAAGGCUGAGGAAGCUGGGUCUUUUUAGCUUGGAGGAGACUGAGGGGUGACCUUAUUAAUGUUUAUAAAGGGUGAGUGUCAUGAGGAUGGAGUCAGGCUCUUCUCAGUGACAACCAGUGGUAAGACAAGGGGUAAUGGGUUCAAACUGGAACACAAGAGGUUCCACUUAAAUUUGAGAAGAAACUUCUUCUCAGUUAGGGUGACAGAGCACUGAUUCAGGCUGCCCAGGGAGGUUGUGGAGUCUCCUACUCUGGAGACAUUCAAAACCCACCUGGACGCAUUCCUGUGUAGCCUCAUCUAGGCGUUUUUGCUCCAGCACGGGGAUUGGACUAGAUGAUCUUUUGAGGUCCCUUCCAAUCCCUGACAUUUGGUGAUCUGUUAUAACUCAUUAUUAUAGCAUUGGCUUCUCUCUUCAAAUUGGUCAAAUCUUGAAAAGCUAGAUUUUGUAGGUUUUGUAAGAUUUCAGGAGCUGACCAUAGACAAGCUCUCAAGAUCUCCCAUGCAAUAAAAGUUAAGCCUGCUAAUAUUUGUUUUCUUCUUUGUCUUAUCACCUCUAUCCAGAUGAGGUUAAGAAGAGUCCCCUCUGGUCUGUCUGAGUAGCUGCCAGAUAAAAUACUUGGAGCGAUAGGGGCAAAAGAACAAAACAAACAGAUAUUCAAAACAUUUACUUUCUAUGUGGGAAGGUAUUGUCACUGGAUAUUUUGAUAUGGGUUUCUUGCCUGGCAGGCAAUAAAUUGCUCUUUCAGCAAACUAGCAGUUAGUCUUUAUUAAUCAAUCUCUGAGUCUGUCUUAACCUUUCAGAAAACCUCUGCUGGAAUUAUGUGUUCAGAGUGAUUACUCAGCAUUUUCCAUAAUGUCCUUUUGCUUUUAUGUUUGCAUCUUUGCUAAGUGCUGCAACAGGGCCCUGCUGCAAGCUGAGACACCUGGUUACAAACACGGCCUCAGCAGGUGGGCAAACAUCUGGCUGUCUCAAGGGGGCUGUGGGGCCCCUGGUGGGAACAGGUAGAAGAUCUAAAAUCCAAACUUGCUUCUCAAGAGGCAGAACUGCAACUGAAAUAUCAAGAUGCUGAACCUUUGAUUGCUAAGAUCGGGUUUCAGACUGAGAAAGUGAGCCAAGAAAAGGCCAUUGCAGAUGCAGAGGAGCAAAAGGUUCUGGAUAGCAAUCUGUGUAAGCUCACAGCUUCACUUGAGAAAGUGGUUGCAGAGAAAGUCCAACGUCAGGAUUAUGUAAACCGAACAAACAAAACUAUUGAGCUGACCAACAGGCUGGUCAGAAGACUUGAGUCUGAAAACAUGCAUUGGAGACGGUCCAUUGAACACCUGAAAGCAAAAAAGAAAACUUUAUGUGGUGAUGUCUUAUUAACAGCAGCAUUUGUGUCUUACUUUGCACCCUUCACAAAACAGUAUUGCCAGGAACUGAUGAAACAUGUCUGGAUUCCUUUUCUAAAGGUUCUUAUUGCUGUGAUGGAGGGCCUGGACCCAAUUGUCACGUUGACGGAUGAUGCUGUGAUUGCAACAUGGAGUAACGAGGGACAGCGUGAUAGGAUGUCAACAGAAAAUGCCACUGUUCUGACAAACUGCAGGCGGUGGCCUCUGACGAUAGAUCCCCAGCAACAGGGAAUUAAAUGGAUAAAGAAUAAAUAUGGAGCUGACCUUAAAGUCAUACAUCCAGGACGGAAAGGUUUUCUGAAGACCAUUGAAAGAGCUUUGGCUUGUGGAGGGACUGUACUGACAGAAUACAUGAGUGAAACUAUUGAUCUUAUACGUGAUCUUCUGUGUGGAAGACAUACAGUUAAAAAGGGAAAGUAUAUCAAGACUGAAGACAAAGAAGGUGAAUUCAACAAGAAUUUCUGUCUUAUCCUUCACACUAAGCUGGCUAACCCUCACUACAAGCCGGAGCUGCAGGCUCAGACCACCGUCAUUAAUUUCACUGUCACCAGGGAUGGGCUGGAAGACCAGCUGUUGGCUGAGGUUGUUAGUGCUGAAAGGCUGGACUUAGAAAAAUGUAAGUCAGUCCUGGCCAAGCAGCAGAACUGUUUCAAGACCGAGCUUGGGCAGCUGGAGGAUGACAUGCUGAGCAGCUUGUCAGCUGCCCAGGGCAGUUUCUUAGACAACAGUGAACUUGUAGAAAAACUCAAAACAACAAAGUCAACUGCAGCAGAAAUACAGCACAAGAUAGCUGAAGCCAAGGAAAAUGAAGCUCAGACUAACAUGACAAGAGACCAUUACAGACCGACAGCCACAAGAGCAUCUGUUCUUUACUUCUUUAUUAACAGUCUGGACAGCAUCAACCCCAUCGACCACUUUUCACUGAAGCAGUGGCACAGGGAUGGAUAAUGAAGAACAGAAAACUGUAUGGCAGCUGAAAAAUAAGCUCUAUCACAAUUACAGAAUAGACAGAAACUGGAGUAAAAGAUUCUUCUAAGAAGUAAAGAGAUAGAGCUCCAUGAAUUGGAUUUCGUUUUUCAAUUCGGAGUUGAACACGCUUACAAGACUCCUGUUGACUUCUUGACUAUGCAGUCAUGGAGUGCCAUUAAAGCUAUGUCAGUGAUGGAUGUGUUCAAGGGGUUAGACAAGGAUAUUGAAAGAUCCAUCAAAAGAUGGAAGAGGUGGGUGAACUCAGAAUGUCCAGAAAAAGAAAAGCUCUCCCAGGACUGGACAAACAAAAACUCUUUUCAGAAACUAAUCAUACUGAGGGUGCUCCGCCUGGAUAGAACGACGUACAAUCUGAGGCAUGAAAUCUGAGUGUUGUCUGUGACAAAUGAAGAGAUGGGCUAAACUCAGUGUUGUCUGCUGGCUGAAAUGAAUUCACCACGGGAUUAGUGAGAGGCAUCGAUGUGCAUCAGCACUGCAGAAACACGCACAGACUGACCCCUUCAUCGACAGUGAAACUGGGAGAAUUCUUUAACCAGAUUUCUUACAAGACCCCCUUGAACUGUGUACCAGAGAAGGGGAAUUUAGAAGCGUCCUUUUUGUCUCUGUGUUAUUUUCACACUUGCGCUGCUAGGAGACUGAAGUUUGACCCUCAGGGCUGGAACGGAAGGUCUUGGUUCAGUGCUGGAGAUCUUACCAUCUGCAUCUGUGUGCUCUGCAACUAUUUGCAGAGCCGUACAAAGCAAUGCAUUCUGUGCCCCUGGGUAGGUCCCACGGGAAGACCUGCAUUCCCUCUUUGGUGAGAUCAUGUACGGUGGCCGCAUCACCAAUGCCAAGGACAGCAGGCUCUGCUGUGUACAUCUGCAAUAAUUCAUCAGCCUACCUAAGUUUGAAGGGAAACUGGCUUUGGCACCACCAAAUCUGGAUUAUGCUGGAUACCAUAAAUACACAGAUGAAAUGCUUCCAUCUGAAAGCCCAGUACUAUAUGGACUGCAUCACAAUGCUGAGGUGGGAUACUUGACAGCAGCGUCAGAUAAUCUCUUCAAAACUCUUUUGGAAAUGCUGCCCAUGAAUUCAUCUGUAGGAGAGGGAUCAGGCCAGUCUGCAGAAGAAAACGUGAAGUUCUUCAUCUGGUGCGUUGUUGGUGCUGUUAAUGACAUGUGUAGCACACAUUUUACUGUGUUAUUUCAGCAUUUCUAGGGAAAAAAAGAAGUGCUUCCAAUUAGCAAAGAUCAGCCGAGUGUUAAUAGUAGUGAUAAUGCACCAGCCUGUGCAAUGUACUGCACUAGGGAGGAAUCUGGACCAGAGGAACACUUAACCUGUUGUGCAGACUGUUUCUUUUUCAGUUUGAACUCAAUAUGGCGUGGGAAACAAGAGAUUACUUUAUCUUGCUGUUUUCUUUAUAAGCAAGUUUCAGCCCACAGUCCUGUCUUCUUUCUGCCACAUUUAGAGCACAGCCCAGCAGUGAUAUGUUGAGUCUCCACGCCAGGAAGAGCAGCCCAAGCACGGUGCUCUCCCACCGCUUCCCUUCCUUGGCCCUGGAUCUGAGCAGGAGCCACGUGGCUUCUCCAACAGACUUCCCAUGCAAGCAGCAGCUGCAGAGGAGGCUUUCAGGGAGUUUUAGUUUUCUGGUAGUCCAAAAAGGUGAAAUCUGGGCAAGGAGGCUCUCUGACCAUCUCUUAGCCCCAAAUCUGGAGUUCAGCAGAACAAUAAUACCUAUAAGCUAUCCAAUGCUGAGUGGAAGGGACCAACCCUAAUACAAAGAUAAGCUUGUCAUUUCAUAUGGAAUUAACUGGGGUACUGUUGUUCUGUUCACAGUCAAAAUAUCUCAGCCAGAUUCUUAGUAGAGCCAAACUGAUUCCAGAAAUAUGUAAAAGGCUGAGUUUUCAGCAUGGAACAGCACUGGUGCUGUGCUUAAUAGCUAAAAUGAAUAAAGGAUGAGCAGGAAAGGAAAAUGUAAUCAGAAAUCUUAGCUAGCUCUGUUAUCAGAUCCUGCUUGCUGCCUUCUACACUUUCCUUUCCGAAUGUAGGCCUGAGUAACCAUGUCCAGAUCCCCCCAAAACUGCCAUAUUAAGAGGCUGAGGCUUUAGCUCCUUAUCCUUACCAGAGUUAAUUAAAUUCCCUUGCAACUGCCACUCCCGCUCUGCAACUCUCCAUGCCUUUCUUUACUCCUUUCCUCUGGGCACUCGUUUUUUUUUUUUCCCUUAUCUCCAUCAGAUCAUGGGAGUUUUACGGAAGGGAAUAUGACAGCACUGCACACAAGUAGCCAAACAACGCUUUAUGUCACAGGGCGAGCUUGUGCUUUUCACGUUUAGUUCCUGUGCACUUUGGGUUACUGAUCUUCUCAUCCAACACGAAGACCCUGAGAUCUGGACAGAAGGUCUUGUGCUGAAGUGGUGUGGCUUUCUGGCUUGUUCAAUCCUCACUCCCUUCUAGCAGAUUCCCAGAUGUGGAACAUACUAGGAGGCACAAGAUUUACUUUUCAUAUUGUCACACCUGCCAAUUUCUGCAUGAAAUAAUCCAGACGUAAUGCAACAGAAGUGCUGCAUGGACACCCACCAUGAAGGCAUCUACUGAAUCUGACAGGAUAAACAAGCUGUAUGUAGGAAGUAAGUCUGCUUGCUGCCGUAUUCUUUAGUUAAUUCCUUCAAAAGAAGUGAAAGGCACAUCACAAGGAGACAGGCUGGAAGUCAAACACCAAGCAGAAGAGAUAACUAGAAUACUCCUGAUGCCCUGUAGCAGGCUUACAUAUAUAUUCAAAGGAUGUUUAAGUUUCUAUAGCAUUUAACUAGAGCUAGCAAGGCUUUUAAAGACUCUAGAAUUUGGGUUCACCUUUACACCUUACAAGCAGCACACCAGCAUUUCUAUAUGGGUUUCCCAAAGACACGGCCCUGGAAUUUCUCCUCAAAUUUCUUCAUCUUAUAAUACAUGUGGAAAAACAUCACUCUACAGAGAACCCAGAGGGAUUGACAGUUUUCUGCAUCUAGCCAAGAAAAGCCAGUUGAAAUAACUACACUAUUAUCCCAGGUUCAUGUUGAACUGGUUGAAUUUCAUCAACAUAGCUCUACUGGGAAGGGUGGAUUUUAAAAGAAAAGCCUGCCAAGAAUUAAUUGGAAUUAAUUGGGAAUUAAUUGGAAAAUUAGCAGGAUCUAAACACAAAGCAACUACUCUUCUGUAUUCCCAUAUACACAGACACUUGUCUAGCAUCUCAAAAGCAUUUUUGGAGCAAAAAUGAUAAAGUAGCAUCUUACCUUGG